Messenger RNA from Girardinichthys multiradiatus, 1206 nucleotides. It is a transcript of the gene nr0b2a, whose product is annotated as nuclear receptor subfamily 0, group B, member 2a. Lineage: Eukaryota; Metazoa; Chordata; Actinopteri; Cyprinodontiformes; Goodeidae. The coding region runs from base 89 to 871 and encodes 260 amino acids. Gene Ontology annotation, molecular function: transcription factor binding; transcription corepressor activity. The record is from RefSeq and is a predicted model, not a curated record. Gene Ontology annotation, cellular component: cytoplasm; nucleus. Gene Ontology annotation, biological process: negative regulation of transcription by RNA polymerase II; circadian rhythm. The transcript has 2 exons.
GAGGAAGCAGUAACACCCGCCAGCUCACGCAGAGAGAAUUCAAACUUCUACUUGAAGAGAUCAUACAGCUGCAUCUUGAUCAGAAAAGAUGGACAGCAAAUGUAACUGCUCGACCAGCGGUGAUAGGUUUCUAAAUCCUAUCCUCUACAACAUCUUGAGCCAAAUGGAGACCGGCAGACCAAGCCAAGACACCCUCAGCAACACCUCAGCUCCUCACAAAUGCAACUGCGAGGUGCGGCGGAUGGUGUGCCUAAUCAGAUCCUCAGAGGUCUGCAAGGAAGCUUCUGUAGUCCUGGUCAAAACUGUCCACUUCAUGAGAAACUUACCAGCUUUCAACCAGCUGCCACCAAGUGACCAGUAUGCUCUUCUUAAUAGCUGCUGGGCGCCACUCUUCAUUCUGGGUCUGGCCCAGGAGCAUGUGGACUUUGAUGUGACGGACGUUCCAGCUGACAGCAUGCUGAAGAGGAUUCUCCUGAACCGCCAGGAGAGCCCGGAGAUGGAGAGGGAGCAGCCUGCCAUGGCAGGUGUUAGCAAACUGAAAUGCUGUCUCAAGAAGUUUUGGAGUUUGGAUUUGAGCCCAAAGGAGUAUGCAUAUCUGAAAGGGACCACAAUAUUUAAUCCAGAUGUACCAGAGUUACAGGCAGGCCUGUUUGUAGAAGGACUGCAGCAGGAAGCUCAGCACGCCUUGAAAGAGUUGGUCCAGCUCCUUCAUCCAGGGAACCAGGAGCGCUUUGCUCGGAUCCUGCUCACAGCCUCCAUGCUUCGGGGCAUCACGCCCAACCUCAUCAUCGAGCUGUUCUUCCGGCCUGUGAUUGGCCAGGCCAACCUGCUGGAGCUUCUGGUUGACAUGCUCUUCUGCAGAAAUUCGUAGUGGUCCUCAAGACACUGGAGAAUGUUCAAUUGUCAAAGUGAUCAUAUGUUUUUGUUUAUUACACCCCUGCAUUGCUGCUCUCAAACCCCAAAAAUCGACAAAAGAAAUUGUUAUUUUUCUACAUGGGAUUAGGCUUUGCUUCCAUUUUUUAAAGAAGCUGAAACCACUUUAGCCCAGACUGAGCAGCAUCCUCCACAGAAAAGAAAACUUUGUCUUUCCACAGACUGUGCCCUACAGUUAGUAUACUUGAUCUUCUUUUCUGUUGUUUUGUUGUUUUAUAUAAAUGUUGUUUGCUUCGAAUGAAGACUUGAAAUAAAUAUAUUUUUGUACAUGAA